Molecule: messenger RNA, 3469 nt
Organism: Helianthus annuus (common sunflower)
Lineage: Eukaryota; Viridiplantae; Streptophyta; Magnoliopsida; Asterales; Asteraceae
Exons: 3
Coding region: 378-3287 (969 amino acids)
Biological process (GO): regulatory ncRNA-mediated gene silencing
Source: RefSeq, a predicted model, not a curated record
AACUCAACACAUAUAAGCUUCUUCCAGUUGGUUAUCCCCCACACCCCGCACACGAUCGCACACGAUCUGCUGCUAUACUUGUUCGCAAAUGGAUGAGAUAUCUACACGAUUUCAUACACGAUUUCAACAUCACUCAAUCAUGACUGCUCACAAUCAACUCCAUAAGGUUUGAAUUCAAUCGAUCCAAAUCAGUGCGUUUUGAUGUUAUACUUCUUUUCAAUUUCUAUACUUCUCGAUUCAAUACUUAGGGUUUUUCAUUUUAUAAACUCGUUUGCAAUCAUUGAUCUUCGAGUUAUCACUAGACUUGUUAGUUGAUUAGCGGAAGUUAGGGUUCCAAGGGUUUUGUAACAAAAUUUGGGGGUUUUUGAGACUGAAAUAUGCAAUCUAGAAGACACGAAGAUUUCGCUUCACAAUCGUCUUUUGAUAGGCGCGGUAGAGACAUGGAUAUCGGUCCAGAUGGCUAUAUUGCGAUGUCGCCUCGGUCGAUGAGGAGUUGGAGCCCUCGCAGAAUGGAGGCGGCUCCGGCGUACUCGGACCGAGCGUUGGCUGGUCGUAGGAGCAUCUCGUUAGAAAGGAGGAGAGCUUAUGAUGAUAGUGGUAGAGUUAUUAGAUCGAGGUCACCGGCUCCCGCGCACUCGGACCGAGCGUUGGCUGGUCGUAGGAGCAUCUCGUUAGAAAGGAGGAGAGCUUAUGAUGAUAGUGGUAGAGUUAUUAGAUCGAGGUCACCGCCUUAUAUGGAGGCGAAACGAGGACGGCCGUUUUAUAAGGAUGAUUGGGUUAGUGAUAGGGAUUUGCCGAGUCCGGAACGGCGGUCUAGGUAUGAGUUUUUCGAGCGUAUGGAUAGGGGUCGUGAGGAUGUUGAGUAUUCUCCUGCAAGGAAUGAGUUUGGUUAUGGACAUGGGUCGACUAGAACGGGUGUACGAGAUGUAAGAGAUGAUAAGUUUGAAGCUAGGAGGUUUGAUAGUGGUGUUCGUGAAUUACCAAGUCAGAAAUCAGCUGUUAUGGGUGGUCUAUACAAGUCCACUGGAGAUGUGGGACCCAUCUCCAAACCUGAACCAUCUGGGGAUCUAUCGUCAGCGCCGUUGAACAUUGGUUUAGGUCAGAUUGGGAAAGAAAGAGUUCAUUACCCUGAUGUUCGAGACGCGUAUUCAUUCGAUAAGUUCGCAUCCGUGAAGCAUUAUGCGGAUGAGGACAAAAUUAUGGCUCAUCCAACUCAUUCAAGGGACACCUCUUAUUCCAAUAUGACAGCAAUUAGGUCUAAAGAACCGAUUGGUGCAUCACAUUUCAAGGAUUACGCAAGAACAUCUCCAAGAAAGUCAAGGAUUGACCAGUUAGAUUAUCGAGGUGGGCCAGGUGGCAUGCCUUUACCUAGAGACAACUCUCCAUUGAACUCGAGGCAUAUGCCAGAGCCUUUACCUCACUCCAGAUAUGAACAAAGGCAGCAUUUGGACUUUCACCGAAACACUAUUGGCGUUAAUGAUGACAUGGCCCCAUACCGUGAGGAAAGAUUUAGUCCUCCAAGAACCGGGCAUCUUGACACUUUCCAUCUUCAUCCAAGAACACGUGAAAAAGAUGAAUAUUUAUACCGAUCUGAUGAAAUCUAUGAAAAGAUGGAUAUACAUGAGAGAGUGGUUUACAAUGGUAGAGAUGUAUUAAAACCGAAUAUGUUGGAUCGUGUUACACAUAGACCAGAAACUUCUGAUAUGGCUCACAGGAAUAUGAGUAGUAGACGGUCACUGGACCGUAUUCCUUUAACAAGCGCGCAUAACAUUGGGUUGAGCAGAUCACCAGCUGAAAAACGAGAGAGUGCACAGUAUCUCGAUACUGUUUCUAUUCAUUCCCGCCUCGGUAGGAAAGUUACGAGGGAAGAUGAAAUGCCAUACAUGGGUAUGGCACAAGUUCGUGAAACAGAACGUAGAUUGGAUUACGAUUAUGAUUAUAAUAGAGGUUUAAGUCCAGGAUCUCAUAAGGAAAGAAUGAAAAGCUUUCGAGGGCUUUUAUACGAAAGAGAACGCAAGAUGGAGGAACAUGAUCUUCCGUCAUACGACUCAUCUAGUAGAUAUCUGAAGAGGAAAGGCGCAAUGGAAGACGAAGAAGAUAGGAUUCAUUCUAGAAACAUGAUGAGUAGAUUGGACGCUGUUUAUAGACGGCACAAUCGAGACUUUAGAGAUGAAGAGUGGAUAGAUCCGGAUGCCGGGCGCUCACGUUUUUCUGAAAGGACACAGAAGGUGUAUGAUGAUGAUGAUUUCAUUUACGAUCCUGAUGAAUUCGUUUAUUAUUAUGAUCAUGAUCAUGAUCAUGAUCAUGGUCAUCAUAUGAGAUUACAUACAUAUGAUGAUAAGCAUGCAAAAGGUUAUCCAAGAUCCAGUGGUCGGGUCGGGUAUAACUCAUACUAUCCAAAUAGAAGAAAUGUUCUUCCCAGAUGGAAGAACGACAAGGAUGCUGACAUGUAUUCAAGUGCAACUGAGCAGCACGAACCGCAUGAAGAUACUAAGGAGUUCAAGCAGCUGGUAAAUGAUUACUUCUUGUCUUUUACAAAAAAGUUGAAUGAAAAUUCAGUUGUGAGAAGAAGAUACAUGGAGCAAGGGCGGGGAGGUAGCUUAUACUGCAUCGUUUGUGGCAGAAGCCUCUCAAAAGAGUUUUUAGACGCGCAACGGUUAGCAAUGCAUGCUUUUAUGUCACGCAAGGGUGGGUUGCGGGCUCAACAUUUAGGACUCCUCAAGGCAUUAUGUGUUAUGUUUGGUUGGAACAGUGUUCUUCCUUCCGAUACUCCUCGAUGGUUUCCCGAGACCCUUUCCACCACUGAAGCAUCCGCUCAAAAACAAGAUCUUAUAAUCUGGCCUCCAGUUGUCAUCGUUCAUAACAUCUCUAUUACUAGCAACAAUUCAAACGGUGAGGGACCCAUAACUGUAGAAGCACUUGGACAAUAUCUCCGAGGUGUGGGUUUAAGUGGUGGAAAAGUUAAACUCGGGAAGCCUGCAAACUGCAGCAUAAUGUUGGUGAAGUUUCUUGGGACAUUUUCUGGAUUACAAGAAGCUGAAAAGAUUCAUGAAUACUUUUUAAAGAAGAAACAUGGAAGGAAAUAUUUGGAGCAAACGAGUUCCAGCAAGGGGAAGAGCAACCACGAGGAAAGCGCAGAGAAAGAGGCGGAACGGGUGCUGUUCGGGUACAUGGGUAUUGCGGAAGAUCUGGAUAAAGUUGACAUUGAUACCAAACGGAAGUGUUCGAUUAAGAGCAAGAAGGAAAUUCAAGACAUAGCUGAUGCUCCUGUGAAACCUGGUGAGUAAGAAUAAUUAGAUCACGAGUUAGAAUUUUUUUUUUUUUUUUGUUUUUGAAAAGAUGUCUUUUUUAUAUGAUUAUUACUUCCUGCAAAUCAUACUCUAAUGUAAUGCUAAUGCGCUAUGCAUACUGUUAAUGUUUUGUUCGGUUUGAGACCUAUAGAUCUUUUGUUGAAGUUCAACCUCAGUUA